Messenger RNA from Linum trigynum, 1345 nucleotides. NCBI's taxonomy places the organism in Eukaryota, Viridiplantae, Streptophyta, Magnoliopsida, Malpighiales, Linaceae. The record is from the annotation of a GenBank genome assembly.
UCCUCAGUUUCACCCGAAAAUUCCUCGGCUCCUCUACAGAAGCAAUAUUUCUUCUUGGAGAAAAGAGGGAAAGUAACUAAGAGAAAGAAGAUAUGAGGGCCUCAUCAUCUAGCUCGUACAAACUCUCUGGGUCCAUCGUGUGGUGGAUCUUGAUGGUGGCGGUGGUAGUCGCGGCGGCAGGCGGCGGUGGGGUGGCGGCGGCGGUCACUUGCAGCCCAUUGCAGCUGAGCUCGUGCGUGUCGGCGAUCAGAUCGUCGACCCCGCCGUCGAAGCUGUGCUGCACCAAGAUCAAAGAGCAGAGGCCCUGCCUGUGCCAGUACAUGAAGAACCCGGCGCUGAAGCCGUAUGUGAACACCCCUAACGCCAGGAAGGUCGCCUCAACUUGUGGGACCCCCUUCCCCAAGUGCUGAUUAGUGGGUCGGUGAGAGAUCUAAAUAUGGGGGGUGGAGUAAUCAACUAAUUAAUGUUUUCUGAUUAGCAAGCAAGUAUGGCUCUGUUUUGUGAGUGGAUGUGAUGUUGCUAUAUAUGUGUGUGUAGGUAAUUAGGUAUGGUGGGGAACUGGGAAUAAGUUGAAGUGGAGCACUAGCAGACGCAGUAGUGGUGAAUGGAGGAGUGGGUAAAAUAAAAUGUUGGUGGAAGGCAGGGGAUUCAAUGGCUAGCUCACCACUAUUGUCAUUCUCGUUUCUUCUGAUCUCUUCAUCUUUCUGUGUAAUUCUCCUUAUAUUUGUAUCUGUUCAAUCAUAAAUGGUCUAAUAAUUUGGGAAUUCAGCUUAUUUUUUACUUGCGAGAGGGCGCUUAAAGGAUUUAAGGAUGUAAUUUUAAACUAAUUUUCAACCUUAAACUAGUUUGCUCUCUGUUUUCGGCGAUGGCGUCCAAACGUAUUUUGAAGGAAUUCAAGGAUCUACACAAGGAUCCUCCAAUCUCAUGCAGCACUGAAUUUUGUCAUGGAUUCCUAGGAAUAGAUUUUUACCCCGCCGUAUUAGGCGGUCCCAGCUGGAGAAUUUCAGCCGUCGGUCGGUGUCGUGAAUCGUGAUUGUGUAUAUCCCCUUCGGCCGGCGGCUAUAUUGAUUGAUGAUUUAGGCGUAUUAUUGUAUAUAUAUGACGACGGCGAGGACUUUGGCUUUAGGUUUUCUGGUAAUGGAAUUGCUGUUGUGUCCUGUCGGAUGGGGUUUUGUUCUCUGUUUCCCGGUCAGCGAGCGACGGCCAAACGGCGACACCGCCGGAAAAGUUCCAUGAAUUCGGCUCUAAUGCACAAUUAAGUGCUACUUUGUCGGUUACACACCGAGGAAUGGGGUCUCCACCGUUUCUCUACCCACUACUGUGAGAAUAAUGACAACAUUAAUCU